UUAGCACAUUUCAAUACACACACACACGCGCACACACACUAUAUUACUGAGCAACCUUAUACUACUUACCAUAUGGAAAACAAUCAUUUUGAUCAAAGAGAAGAACGCUUAUCCGUUGACCAAGUGUCCUACAGAGGUGUUCGCCGAAGGAAAUGGGGGAAAUGGGUAUCGGAGAUCAGAGAGCCCGGUAAGAAAACCAGGAUUUGGCUCGGGAGCUACGAGACAGCAGAGAUGGCCGCAGCUGCCUACGACGCUGCAGCUCUUCACCUCCGAGGACGUGGGACACAUCUCAACUUCCCGGAGCUCGCCGACAGUUUUCCUCGGCCAGAAAGCUCUAGUUCCGAGCACGUUCAAGCGGCUGCUCAAGAGGCAUCAUUAAUGUUCAAACCGGGUGGGUCUACUGAACCAGAUAUCGUGUCGGGCCAGGGAUUAUCUCGGGUCGGAUUGUCUCCAGAUCAGAUUCAGGCGAACAAUGAAUUUCCAUUGGACUCGCCGAGGAUGGGGUGGAUGCAGGAUUUGGAAGUGAAUGACUAUGAAGAGUUAUACAGACGAUAUUUUGGUCAGUGCGAUAGAGCUGAGUUUUUUUGAAAUGCAGCAACUUCAGUGCAUAUGGGAUUUUAAUUGAUAAUUUUUUGGUUAAAUAUAUUUUUGGUUAACUUCAGUCCAUAUAGUGUUUUACUUGAUAUCGACUACUUAAUUUAUUUAAUAUUAGGAGGGUGUCCCGCGCGAAUGAAUAUUGUUUUAUUGUUUUUAAAUGAUUUUUCGAUGAUGU
Molecule: messenger RNA, 772 nt
Organism: Brassica oleracea var. oleracea
Lineage: Eukaryota; Viridiplantae; Streptophyta; Magnoliopsida; Brassicales; Brassicaceae
Product: ethylene-responsive transcription factor ERF022-like
Exons: 1
Coding region: 73-588 (171 amino acids)
Biological process (GO): regulation of DNA-templated transcription
Molecular function (GO): DNA-binding transcription factor activity; DNA binding
Source: RefSeq, a predicted model, not a curated record